Molecule: messenger RNA, 1568 nt
Organism: Megalops cyprinoides (Indo-Pacific tarpon)
Lineage: Eukaryota; Metazoa; Chordata; Actinopteri; Elopiformes; Megalopidae
Product: protein XRP2-like
Exons: 5
Coding region: 123-1214 (363 amino acids)
Biological process (GO): post-Golgi vesicle-mediated transport
Cellular component (GO): cilium; periciliary membrane compartment
Molecular function (GO): GTPase activator activity
Source: RefSeq, a predicted model, not a curated record
GCGCACAGGUUGCAGCGUGUCCCAGGCGCAAAGCCAGCAACGACACAUACGGGCGCAGAGCGAGCUAAUUGUCCAUAACUGAUGUGGUUGUAGAAUUUGCGUUCGAGAAAGUGGGCAUCAAAAUGGGCUGCGUCUAUUCCAAAAAGUCCAGAAGAAAAUCGGAGAAUGAGCUAAAACCAACGUCGACCGGAGGACAAAACGCGGCCAACAACAACGCAGAAGAGGAACCAAAGCAAUACAGCUGGGACAAGCGAGAGAAGGUUGAUCCCAGUGAGUACACACUGAAAGGGUUCAAGGAUACCACAAUUGGUCGUUUACCAGGGAAACUGAAUGGUCAACAGCUGGUCAUCCAGGACUGCGAGAACUGUAACAUCUAUGUCUUCGACCACUCGGCUACAAUUUCCAUCGACGACUGCACCAACUGCCGGGUGGUGCUCGGGCCGGUGAAGGGCAGCGUUUUCAUCCGCGACUGUAAGGACAUGAAGUGCGUGGUGGCGUGCCAGCAGUUCCGAACCCGCGACUGCAAGAAGGUGGACGUGUUCCUGUGCUGCGCCUCCCAGCCCAUCAUCGAGUCGUCCACGGGCAUGAAGUUCGGCUGCUUCCAGUACUACUACCCGGAGCUGGCCUUCCACUUCAAGGACGCCGGACUGAGCAUCUUCAACAACAACUGGAGUAACGUCCACGACUUCACCCCGGUCUCCGGGGAGACGAACUGGAGCUUGCUGCCCGAGGACGCGGUGAUUUUCGACUACGUGCCAGCGCCGGACUCUGAGUCGGAGUUCAAAGGUGUGAGGAUAUCCACCGAGGUCAGCCGGAGCAUCGUGCCUCUGACCCGUGGAGGGAGGCGCAAGGAGAGCGACGAGUCCUGCCUUUUCGUGUUUUUCGCUGGGGACUAUACUACUGCCAACGCCCGCAAGCUCAUCGACGAGACCACAGCAAAAGGCUUUGUUCUGAUCCAAACCAAAGAGGUUUCAAUGCGGCCAGAGGAUGUUGACCGGGUAUUCCAAAACAACGCAGAAGGGCUCACGGAGCUGAUAACUAAAGGGCCAGUUGUGGCUUUAGAGCUGAAUGGAGAUGGGGUGGUUGAAGCCUGCCAUAGCAUUGCCAAUGAAGUGUUCAAUGGAACCAAGGUUUUCAUUUCAGAAAGCAAAGAAAGCUCGGCAAGGGAUGUGGACAGCUUCUUCAACUUUGCAGACAUGCAAAUGGGAUUGUGAAGCUUGGGAUUGAAUGCCUUUUUUUACUGCCUGUUUGCCCAGUAACAUGAGUUGAAUUGUUCAUAAGCCACAAACAUAGGCUACAAGUUGGCUAUAUAGAAAGAAACUGUACAUACUGCAUAAUUUUAGGUAAGCACUAACUGAAUGUAUUUUGAAACAAUUAUGUUUGUUUUUACCUGUUUGCUUGAUGUCAUUUAUGUCUGAAUACCAGCUCAUGCAAGUACACUGUUGAAUGUCUUUAAAGUAGUAUUAUAAUAUUUGUCGUGAACACAGAAAUCUAGUAAAGCAGAAGUGAACAUGAAAGCAAAUUAUUAGAAUGAAUGGCUCUGUAGAUCAUUUUUAUUUUUUAUUUUA